Molecule: messenger RNA, 1561 nt
Organism: Onychostoma macrolepis
Lineage: Eukaryota; Metazoa; Chordata; Actinopteri; Cypriniformes; Cyprinidae
Exons: 7
Coding region: 183-1022 (279 amino acids)
Source: RefSeq, a predicted model, not a curated record
CCGAAAAUUCCAUGGUUCAAAUUCGACAGAUCGUUCUACAGCACACAUCCGGGAACUGCAGGAAAAGCAGUAGAGUACCGAUCCAUGAUCGCCAUCUGCUGUUAGACGUCCUCACCAGCAGGUGGUGCUAGCGGCUGUCAACGGCUACAUCAACAGGCCUUUACAAAGCGCCAUGUGCCAAGAUGGACCAAGCGCAAUUGCUUUUGGAUUAUGUUUUGGAAAGACUUCGUUCACGUUUGGACAGUGCUAUUGGACGCCUGCCCCUUGACAUGGACUACCUAGAGUUUAUGUGCUCGCAAGAAUUGGUCUUUUUAAGUGCUGUUUCCAAUUUAGUUACCAUCCCACGGGAUAUCUUGGAUGGCAUCACAGAACUGCUUAGACUAAUUCAACUCAACCUGUCAAACGAGGAGACGCGCUCUCCUACCAGCGUUCUUCAGGAGUCAGGGUCGAUGGGACGGCCACGUCUUGUAAUCUCACCAGAUUACAUCACCAAUCUUCUGGACAUUAACUGUUCUGUUCCAACCAUUGCUAGCAUGAUUGGAGUAAGCACACGCACAAUAUUCAGACGAAUGGCUGAAUGUAACACCUCUGUUCGGGCACGAUAUAGCAGUCUCACAGACGAAGAAUUAGAUGAUUGUGUGACAGAAGUAAAACAACACAUGCCUCAUUGCGGAUACAGAAUGAUGAGAGGAGCUCUAAAGGCGCGAGGACACCUAGUGCAGUUUGACCGGGUCAGGGCUUCAAUGCACCGGGUAGAUACAGUUGGAGUCCUGUCCCGAAUGACACAGAUGGGCUGCGUGGUACGAAGGACCUAUUCAGUUUCCAGUCCUAGGUCAAUAAUGCACAUUGACACAAAUCAUAAAUUGAUUCGCUACAAUAUAGUCAUCUUCGGGGGCGUGGAUGGCUUUUCACGAAAGAUAAUGUACCUUGGUGCUGCCACUAAUAACCUUGCUGCAACUACCUUGUAUUUUUUUUCAAGAAGCAGUGGAGACAUUUGGCUUGCCUCUCAGGGUACGAGGUGAUCAGGGGGUCGAGAAUGUGGAUGUGGCUCGCCUUAUGUUUACAAUUCGUGGAACAGAAAGGGGCAGCUUCAUGUCUGGAAAGAGUAUCCACAAUCAGCGUAUUGAGAGGCUGUGGAGAGACAUCUGGACAUCAGUAACAAAUGUUUACUAUGAUGUUUUACAUAGUUUGGAAGAAGAUGGCCACCUUGACAUUUCCGACCUUACUCACCUCUUCUGUUGCCACUAUGUAUUUCUUCCACGGCUUCAAGAUGAUCUCAGUCUUUUCCAAAACACUUGGGAUAAUCACAGAAUACGCACAGAGGGUUAUAUGACUCCUAACCAGUUGUGGGUGAUGGGAAGUAUCCGCAGUCCUGUACUGGAACCUGACAUAGAGGGAUUGAGCAUACCCCACAUAGACUGGGAGAGUAGUGGCCUGAGUGUUGAUGCACACUCCAGCAUCGUUGUGCCUCCAACUGAAUGUCCCCUGACUGAUGAGCAACUGGAAGUGCUCAGAGAAACUGUAGACCCCAAAGGACCUUCACAGACUUUUGGCUGGGACA